AGAGAAACGGGGCUAAAUUAGAUGUUUCAUCAGAAAAUCGAUAAAAUGUAUCUAUCGAGUAUACAUACUACUAAUACGAUUAAGAAAAGGCGAACCGGAUAUGCAACGCAUAUAACAAGCUGCCAUAAGACGAUGGUGAUGAUGAUGAGCAUGUUCGACCCAAGUGAUUUGACUGUCCGAUUUGUUUUCUUUUUAUUUGCAACAGUGUAUUUUUGUACUCGCAGGUGUCCUUUUUCUUUUUUCUUUUUCUCUAUAAAACAAAAUGAAGUAUACUUUUAUUUCAGUUCCUGCCUUGGGAGAUAAGCAGAACACAUUUUUGAAUAUUAAAGCCAAAUUGACUGAAUAUGCUCAAACUUAUCAGUUCAAUAUCCCAGAAUUUAAGAUUGGUACUUUGGAUGCUUUAGUUGUUUUAUCUGAUGACCUCGUCAAAUAUGAUACCGUUUUUGAACAAUCUGUUAAUAAGAUGGCUGACAUGUUGAACACCUUAUUGAGAGGUCAACAAGUCAAUCUUCAGGAUCAGUUGUUAGUUAAUGACAAGUCUAUUGAUCAAUACAUUACUACUUUCCAAUGGAAUACCAUGAAGUAUCGUACCGAUAAGUCUUUGCAGGAGACUACCGCAACUUUAAGCCAGGAAGUUACCGCUAUUGAUAAUAUCAUGAAGACUAAAAUGAAUGUUUAUACCCAGAACAAGAAUUCGCUUCAAACAUUACAACGCAAGCAAACCGGUAACUUGUCUGUUCGUAACUUGAACGGUAUCGUCAAGAAGCAGCACUGUGUAUUGAACUCUGAUUUUUUGACUACUUUGAUUGUCGCCGUUCCUAAAGCGCUUUACAAACAAUGGAACAACAAAUAUGAAACUUUAACAGAUAUGGUCGUUCCUCGUUCUUCAGUUAAAAUUGCUGAGGAUGAAGAAUUUGGAUUGUUCACUGUUACAGUGUUCCAAAGAGCUGUCGACGAGUUUGCUCACAAGGCAAGAGAAGAAAGAUUUAUUCCUCGUGAUUUCACCUAUGACGAAGACGCUCUCCAAACUCAACAUCGUGAAUUGGAAGAAGCAUCUGCUACUGAACGCGAACAGCAAUCCGAAUUGUUACGUUUGACCAAGACUAACUUUGGGGAAAUCUUUGCCUCUUGGUUACAUUUGAAGGCUCUUCGUGUAUUCGUUGAGUCUGUUCUUCGUUACGGUCUGCCUCCAGAUUUUGCUUCCGUUACAAUCUCACCAAAACCCAAAUUCGAUAAAAAGGUAGAUGAAAUUAUGGUCGCUCAGUAUGGUCGCUUAGGCGGUGUCCAUGGUCAAUCAUUCAAGAAUGACAACCAAGAAGAACUUUUGGAUCAUGACUUACAAUCUGUCAAUGAUAGUAGCUACCGACCUUACGUUCAAUUUGAACUUGAUUUCGAUUAUGAACGCAGAUAA
Mucor mucedo is the source of this 1411-nucleotide messenger RNA. RefSeq lists its product as uncharacterized. Bases 263 to 1411 code for a protein of 382 amino acids. Gene Ontology annotation, biological process: proton transmembrane transport. NCBI's taxonomy places the organism in Eukaryota, Fungi, Mucoromycota, Mucoromycetes, Mucorales, Mucoraceae. The record is from RefSeq and is a predicted model, not a curated record. Gene Ontology annotation, cellular component: vacuolar proton-transporting V-type ATPase, V1 domain. The transcript has 6 exons. Gene Ontology annotation, molecular function: proton-transporting ATPase activity, rotational mechanism.